UCGCACUGCGCAUGCUCGGUGUAGUAGCCGGUUAUGGCGGCCGAGCGUGUUAGUCCAUGAGGUGGGAGGACGCCUGCUGUAGCCGCGGUCUGUGACAGAGCGACUCGCUGCGAUGGCUGGAGUGUUCGACAUCGACCUGGACCAGCCGGAGGAAAAUGUCUCCGACGACGAGAACGACGAGGCCCAGAACAGCGACAUCAUGGAUCAGUGCAGUGGUUUUGAGUUCAACAUGGACGACUGUGAGAAGAUCGAGAUCUCCGAGGAUAACGUCAAUCAGGGGACGGAGAACAUCCGGCCGGAGUGCUUCGAGCUGCUGCGGGUGCUCGGAAAAGGCGGCUAUGGAAAGGUUUUCCAAGUUCGGAAAGUUGUUGGCGCCGCAGCGGGCAAAAUAUUUGCCAUGAAAGUCUUAAAGAAGGCUAUGAUUGUUCGUAACGCUAAGGACACAGCCCACACCAAGGCCGAGAGAAACAUCCUGGAGGAAGUGAAGCAUCCCUUUAUCGUCGAUCUCAUCUAUGCCUUCCAGACCGGGGGGAAGCUGUACCUCAUCCUGGAGUACCUGAGUGGAGGAGAGCUGUUCAUGCAGCUGGAGAGGGAGGGCAUCUUCAUGGAAGACACAGCCUGUUUUUACCUGGCAGAGAUCUCCAUGGCUCUGGGUCACCUGCACCAAAAAGGCAUCAUCUACAGAGACUUGAAGCCUGAGAACAUCAUGCUGAACAGCCAAGGUCACGUAAAACUGACGGACUUUGGCCUCUGUAAGGAAUCCAUCCACGACGGCACGGUUACCCACACCUUCUGCGGCACCAUCGAGUACAUGGCGCCGGAGAUCUUGAUGAGGAGCGGCCACAACAGAGCCGUGGACUGGUGGAGUCUGGGCGCUCUGAUGUACGACAUGCUCACGGGCGCGCCGCCCUUCACCGGGGAGAACCGAAAAAAGACCAUUGACAAAAUCUUGAAGUGCAAGCUCAGCCUCCCGCCCUACCUCACGCAAGAAGCAAGGGACCUCCUGAAGCGGUUGCUGAAGAGAAAUGCUUCAUCGCGGCUGGGAGCAGGACCUGGAGACGCCACAGAAGUGCAGGCUCAUCCUUUCUUUCGACACAUCAACUGGGAAGAUCUGCUGGCCCGGAAGGUGGAGCCUCCCUUCAAGCCGGUCCUGCAAUCGGCGGAUGACGUGAGUCAGUUUGACUCGAAGUUCACCAGCCAGACUCCGGUGGACAGCCCCGACGACUCGACCCUCAGCGAGAGCGCAAACCAAGCCUUCCUGGGUUUUACGUAUGUCGCUCCAUCGGUUCUGGAGAACAUCAAGGAGAGGUUCUCGUUCGAGCCAAAGACCCGCUCUCCUCGCCGCAUCAUGGACAGUCCAAGGACUCUUCUCAGCCCGGGCUGGCCUCGCAGUCCCCUGGUCCCCGGCGUAGGAACCAGCGUCCCUCCCUCUCCUCUGGAGCAGGCCAUGGACCUGUCCGCCGCAGAGCACAUGGACGUGACGAGCAGCAACGAGGCCUCCGCUCCUCUCCCCAUCCGACAACCCGCCGGGGUCAAUGUGGCCCACAUGAAGCAGCAAGCCUACCCCGUGGUGGCCAAGCGGCCUGAGCACCUACGUAUGAACCUAUGACCACUGACUUUUCUUCUUUCCCCUCCUCCCUCUGGUUUGGUGAUCUUUUUUUAAAGGCAAAGAAACAGGAAUGGAUGCUAAAGACAAUGAAAAUCCAAACUUCUUGCACAUCUGAACUGUCACAACCCGGAGCGCGUGCUCGGGGGCCCGGCCCUGCGGCGGCCCUCGCCGCUCCUCCUCGGACUCCUCAGGUCUGUCGACCUUUCGUCCGGCGGUCAUUUAUCAAAGCUACGAUACGCUUGGAACUGAGACGCAGUCGGUCUGCUGUACUUUAAGAUAUCCAAAGUGCUCCGAUCUCUUUUAGUGGAUGCCGGUAAACUCUACUGGAUGGAUUAUUUGACUAAAUGGUUCCUGGUUCUGGAAAAUGAGCUGAAUUAGGAUUACUAUGUGAAAAAAAAAAAAAAAAAGCCGAUUAUGAUGAGCAGGCGAAAAAAAAAGAGGCUCAACAAAUAAAAAGUCUUGCUUUGUUUUACGAAGUCUUAAAGUGGAUCCAUUUACUGUUCUGUGAAUCUACUCAGAGAGCCUCUGUUCUAAAUAAACACAAAAACUAUCAGUCCA
This is a messenger RNA of Fundulus heteroclitus (mummichog), 2167 nucleotides long. RefSeq names its product ribosomal protein S6 kinase b, polypeptide 1b (gene rps6kb1b). The record is from RefSeq and is a predicted model, not a curated record. The transcript has 15 exons. Lineage: Eukaryota; Metazoa; Chordata; Actinopteri; Cyprinodontiformes; Fundulidae. Gene Ontology annotation, biological process: signal transduction; protein phosphorylation. Bases 113 to 1609 code for a protein of 498 amino acids. Gene Ontology annotation, molecular function: protein serine/threonine kinase activity; ATP binding.